UAUAAUUUUAAGUAAUGUCAUAACAUUUUGGCGGGAAUCAGUUGGCGUGAUAUAUAAAGAGUGGGGGUACGCUUCUUAGGACAGCGAACGAAUCGGAGUACAGUCCAUCAUCUCGAUCAGGUCAGUCGCGUCUCGCUAUUCGCGCAGUGUAUUGUGAGUUGAUGCGUUACGGUCCGUUUACGGAGCUUUUAGCUUUGUGUAACGACGCGCGCGCGUUGGUAUUAAAAGGACGCUAAGAAGUGAAAAUAUUUGAGCAGCUUGCAUUCAUACUUUAUACAUAAGAUAAUUAAACAUUUUCAUAUAGAUUAUACAUAGGAAAAGACCAUAACCCGGUUUUCUUACAGUACGACGCGCGCGCCGACUGAACGAUUGCCUUUGUCUUCAUAUACACGAGAUAUUUCAGUUUUUGGUUAUACAGUGAUAUAUAAAGGAUUAAAAAUGUCAGACGACAAUUCGCCUGUUGUUGAAGAACAAAAGAAAAAGCGUGGUAGGCCAGCGAAAACAGACAAAAAUACCGUUAAAGAACCCAAAAAGAGAGGCAGACCUUCUACAGAUAAAAAUAAUGCAGUACGAACUGCAAAGUCUGAUAAUGAAGAUGAUGCAUCUCCUGUACCUGUCAAGAAAGGUAGGGGGCGACCAAAAGGAUCUCAUAAAAAGAAGCAAGGUACAACUAAAGGAACUCCUUCAGGGCGAGGUCGUGGUAGACCUAAAAAGAAAGAAGAAAAACCAGAAAGUACUGGAGAAGAAGAAGAUGAACAAGAGGAAGAAGAAGAGGAGGAGGAGGAUAAUUGAAUGUAAAAAAAUAAAUUCAAUGUAUGAGAACUAUUCUUUGAAAGUUUUUAAAAAACUGAUAACAAAUUUAAAACUUUUAAGUUUGCUUUUUAUAUGAUAAUCUGCAAAUUGAAAUAGUAAAGUGGUAACAUUUUGCUUUUAAAAAAAGAAGAAGGAGAACAGAAACUGCUCAAGUUCCAAGGAAGUUGUAUGAAAAUAUGAUUUUUAAUAACUACAAAAGGAAAUUGCACAGAUACCUGGGUUGAAAAUAUGUAAAGCACUUUGUAGUAUCUACUUUAUGCAUUUUUAUUAUAAUUACUAUUAAUAUAAUGAUAAUUAUUAGUAUUACUUUUAUUAUUAUUACUAUCAUAAUCAUUAUGUUUUAAGUAUCAAAAUGAAAGAUACAAGUAUUUUAAUGAAAGAAAUUUUAAACUUAAAAUAUUCAGAUCUCAUAAACUAACUUGGAAUUAAGAUAAUGAAGACUUUGUCUAAUUUUAAGAUAUGUGGUGCACUAUUACAUCAUAUAUUUGUUACCUCCUUUGCUCCUGUGUAUGUAUAUUUUAAUUCUUAAAGUCAAAGAUUUUAUAUAAAUUUAAUACUGUAAGAAAUACUUCUUGUGUG
Bombus pyrosoma is the source of this 1392-nucleotide messenger RNA. It is a transcript of the gene D1, whose product is annotated as high mobility group protein I. The record is from RefSeq and is a predicted model, not a curated record. The transcript has 3 exons. Gene Ontology annotation, molecular function: DNA binding. The coding region runs from base 439 to 792 and encodes 117 amino acids. Lineage: Eukaryota; Metazoa; Arthropoda; Insecta; Hymenoptera; Apidae.